AUGGCAACGAAUAAGGUAUUUCGAUUAUUCGAUCUACCCCCUGAGUUGAGAGGUGCUAUUUUCUCGCAGCUCCUGGUCUCAAACGAGAGCGUCAUACUCCACGAAACAACGUUCUUUACUUUGCCUUCCACCCAAACUUGGAACUUCUUAAAUGUUUUCCUCGUCAAUAUGCAGAUGUAUCAAGAGGCAUCAGCCAUCUUCUACUCCCAGAACCGGUUUACCCUAAACGCGCACUACCAUCGCUUACCUACUCACCUCACUAGCCGAGGGGGUUUCCUUAGUGAAGAAGGACAGCACGCCCGGAGACGCGUGCGUAGUAUGACGAUUUACCUCACGAGGGUAGGCGGCGAAUUUGAACGUGUCUUAGGACCUGCUCUUUCUGAUAUGGUUCUUAACGGGAGCUUAAGAGAGCUUGUAAUACGCUUAGGACCGCCUAGUUCGCUUGGUGCAAAUCGGACGCCCCACCCCGAUAUGGUACAACGGCCUCCCUUCCAGGGGCUACUGAGGCUGUUAGCCGAUCCAUACUUGGAAAGGGUUAAAUUAUUGGCUUGGAAGGCUCAUCUGGCUGUUUUUUGCCCGUUCCACAGGGAAGUAAACACAUCAACGAUCACGGAUAACGAGACCGUUGACAGUCAAGGUACCGCCAUUAUACGCAAUAGUACUGGUUGGAUUGAACUAGAUUGGAGAGCUAUGGUUGAUGUAUAUGCACCUGGACAAAAGAUCGUGCGGAUUGGCGACAGGAAUUACUGA
Molecule: messenger RNA, 750 nt
Organism: Annulohypoxylon truncatum
Lineage: Eukaryota; Fungi; Ascomycota; Sordariomycetes; Xylariales; Hypoxylaceae
Exons: 1
Coding region: 1-750 (249 amino acids)
Source: RefSeq, a predicted model, not a curated record